AUGGGGCUGCUUUCCCGCUUCUCGUCUGACUCCGAGCCGACUUGGGGCAAGGUUCUAGCAGGAUUGGGGAGCCUUGCGGCUGGCGGUGCCAUCUAUUGGCUGCUCUCGAGACGUUUGGGCUGGCACCGUCCAAAGCGGGUGCACGUUGCCAGCUUGUACGUGUACCCCAUCAAGGGCUGUAAAGGCCACUCACUCUCAAAGGCACGUCUUACGAAGUGGGGGAUCGAAGACGAUCGAACGUACAUGAUCGUGAACGACAAACUGGAGUUUGUUUCACAACGCGAGCUACCCCGCAUGGCCCUCAUCCAUCCAGACCUGCCAACCUCAAAAGGCAUCAUGAUGCGCGUGGCUCCGGGGGAGGCUGCGGACCCGCUGCUUGUGCCACUGAAGCUAGACGGCCCAGAGAAGAAGGUCAGAGUUUGGGAGGACUGGGUACCGGCAAUCGAUCAAGGUGACGAGGUGGCAAAGUGGCUUUCAAGCUACUUGCGGAUUGCUGGCCUGCGGCUGGUUAGAAUCGCCAAGACGGCUCAACGAACUACGGACCCCAAGUACGGCACUGGAGAGACUGCCUUCUCUGACGGCUUCCCAGUGCUUGUGACAUCGCAAGCCUCCAUCGAUGCGAUUCGCAGAAGAGUGAAGAAUGCAGGGGGCCCGGUUGUGGGCAUUGACCGCUUUCGACCGAACAUCCACGUGGAAGGUUGUGGGCCUUUCCAAGAGGACGAGAUGCGGUCAUUGUCUCUUCCAGGCGUUCAGCUGCCGUUGGUGAAGCCCUGCUCCCGCUGCACUGUCCCUGGAAUCGACCCGCAGACCGGGACGCGAACGACGCAGACUGGAGGCGCUGUGACGAAGACCCUGCGAGAGCACCGUUCUGGCCGCUUGAUGGCCCAAAGUGCAGCGCUGCACAAGGGUUUCUUUAGCGAAUCCAGAAGAGCAGAUGACGUCUACUUCGGGCAGAACGCGCUGGUUUGUCUCGACCACAGCAGUGGGGCGGAGAUUUCCGUCGGCGACAUUGCGGCCGUGGCAUGGUAA
Messenger RNA from Symbiodinium sp. CCMP2456, 1029 nucleotides. Lineage: Eukaryota; Dinophyceae; Suessiales; Symbiodiniaceae. The record is from the annotation of a GenBank genome assembly.